AUGACGAAAAGGGAAAGUGAGAUUGAGUCGGCUUCGGCUCCACAAUCUAAGAAGUUAGAUACGACGUUUACUCACGAUCAGAUCACCAGUUUCGUCAAUCCCAAAAUCUUUGACCAAGAUUUCCAGACCACUUUACGUCAGGAAAUCAAAGACAGUCAGCCUUACAGAUGGGGAACUGUGAAAGAGCUCAUGGACGAUACCUUGUUGAGAAAUGUCCGCAAGGAGGUGUUGUCUGAGAUUGCAUUCACCAAGAAAGAAACUGAUAUUUACAAGGUGUUCCAGUCUGGAGACUUGGCCAAUCUCUCUGGGCUCGAUUGGGACGAUCUCUCGAGGUUACCUUCAUUGUAUAAGUUGCGUGCUGCUAUCUACUCCGAGGAGUUUCGUGAUUUCAUCUCCAAUGUUACAGGCUGUGGAAAGUUGAGUGGAGUCAAGACUGACAUGUCUAUCAACACUUACACCAAAGGCUGUCACUUGUUGACCCAUGACGAUGUUAUUGGUUCACGUAGAGUGAGUUUUAUUCUCUACUUGCCGGACCCGGAAUUUACUUGGAAGCCCCAUUAUGGCGGUGGCUUGAGGCUCUUCCCUGCGGUGGUUCCCAAUGUCCCAGAGACAGACUUCAGUGCCAAGUUAGUUCCCCAAUUCAAUCAGAUUGCAUUCUUCACGGUGCAACCAGGAUUGUCAUUCCAUGACGUCGAGGAGGUCCGUGUGGAUAAGCAAAGAUUGUCCAUCCAGGGAUGGUUUCAUAUUCCUCAACCUGGCGAGGAUGGCUUUAUACCUGGAGAACAGGAGGAGACAGAAGCCAAGAGUACUUUGCAGCAAUUGCAGACCAAGGAACUCCAGGAGUAUGACUUCCCAAAGCCUAUAAGGAACGAUAUUGCAGUGAAUGAGAUCAAAUUGUAUGAGAACUUGGACCUUGAGAGAAUGAUCUUUUCCGAUAAUGAGAAGCUGUACUUGGCCACGUACAUCAACCCCUUCUACUUGACCCAGAGUGCUGUCCAGCAGUUGAAUGCCACCUUCCUUGAACAGUCUGUUGUAGAGAUUUCCGAGUUCUUACAGAAGGAAUACGCUGAAGUUCUCCAGACCACACUCAGAAAGACCGAGUUGGAGAACAAAACCCCAUCCACUGCUGCCGAGAUUACUAGUCCAUGGAAAUGCGCCGUGCCGCCUCACAAGCAGAGAUUUAUGUAUAUAGAUGGCAAAAGCAGUUUCGGGCUUAGUGAAAAGGAGACGGAAUUCGUCAACCAUAUUGGACCUCAGGAAAUGCCCAAUUUUGCAUUGACCCGGCAAUUGGCUCCCCAUGACACUGAAAAAAUGCUUUUGGAGGUGAUGAGCUUCAUGAAAUCGAUUGCCUUCAGAAAGUGGAUGGCACUUGUAACUGGGCUCAUUCCUACUAGCGACCAGAUCUUGGCCCGGAAGUUCAGACCUGGACAAGACUUCAUCUUGGCCACUACUACCGACAAGAAGUUGGCUCGUGACCACUUGAACGAGCUCAACGUGCUUCUCGAAGCGACCUUGGGCAUCACACCUACGGCUACCAACCCCAAAAACUGGGAGUCGGGUGAGUUUGGAGGCUACGAAUUAUGUAUGGCUCUCAAUCUGGGGGACAGUGACGAUGAGUUUGAAGAUGACGAUCCUGCUAUUUACAAGGCCAGUGAUCCAAAUGACGAUUCUGUGUUGUUCACCAGUCAAUGUAAGUGGAACUCGCUCUGUCUCAUGUUGAGGGACCCAUCGGUGUUGAAGUUCGUCAAGUACGUGAGUAUCAAUGCGAAGGGUUCUCGGUGGGACAUCAGUGCACAAUGGAACGUGAAGAGCCUUGGAGAGGAAGAAGACGAUGAAGAGAACUAA
Messenger RNA from Sungouiella intermedia, 1845 nucleotides. NCBI's taxonomy places the organism in Eukaryota, Fungi, Ascomycota, Pichiomycetes, Serinales, Metschnikowiaceae. The record is from the annotation of a GenBank genome assembly.